GAGCCGCAGCCCUUUACAGUACAGUCUCCUCCUUUAAUUCCGCUAUUAAAGCGCCCAAUGUCUUAUGUCGUCCUUUGUCCUCUCUCUACUGUCCUGUGUCUCUUGCCUUUCGACGCUAAUAUUCGUAUUCUGCAUCAUGAGCCAGCCGAACGGAGGCCAGGGCUUCUUCUCCGUGCCGGAUUUCCUCAGACAUUAUCGCAUUGUGCACAACACUUUGCGAGAGGCUGACAUGGAGAGCGCCACCUCAAUGACGGAACCCACAAACUUUGGGAAAAUCGUCGUAAAUGCCCUCGCAGCCAUGACAAAAAAUGGAGGCAUCGAUCAACGAUUACUACGAAUGUAUCUCACCAUGACACCAUCGUAUCUCGUCAUGGACACGAGCAUGAACUCAGAGGGCGGCAAAACGAGCUGGCGGACGGGCUUUAUGCGCUUGGUGGAAGUUCUUGUCGCACUGCACAAGCGUGGGGAACUCGAACUCGAAACGGUAAACGAGGCGUCAAAGGCCUGUUCGGAGUGCUGGAGCAUAUCCGGCUCUUGGCGGGGCUUGGAGGAGUGCAAAGAGACAAUAAGGGAGGUUGCCGCAAAGCUGAAGACUCUGCUUGAUCCAAACGGACGGACGUUCCAAGGACAGCAAAUCUAUACACCGGGAUAAUAUUGACGAUGUUGUAAUAGUGUAUAAUAGUUUCGUAUAUUUUGUUGUUCGCAGAUCAUGUACAGUUGCAUAGAUGACAUAGGAGAAUGUCCACAGCU
Messenger RNA from Fomitiporia mediterranea MF3/22, 750 nucleotides. RefSeq lists its product as uncharacterized. The transcript is spliced from 3 exons. The coding region runs from base 137 to 652 and encodes 171 amino acids. The record is from RefSeq and is a predicted model, not a curated record. Lineage: Eukaryota; Fungi; Basidiomycota; Agaricomycetes; Hymenochaetales; Hymenochaetaceae.